UAGGGAAGCUCAGUCUUCGCCAGAGGAGCGAAGCGCACGUAACUUAAGAAGAAAUGUACAGUGCAUAAGAUACGACAGUAAAGUGACACUUAUCAAGUCAGAAUUCGCAAGUGAUAAAAAUCACAAAGGGUUGUGUUGCCCCAUGAUACAGUGAAGAGAUAACAGACUUGAAGAUCUCAAAGUAUUAAUAGAGAAAAAGGAAAAUAUCCUUCUGUGGUUCAAAAUCGGCAUCCACGAGCUUCGUAACUCGCUACCGCAGAUCGUGAUCCAUCCGGCGAGUACAUCGUCGAUGAUGGAGGAGACAACGCGUCUAACGCAAUCAGGUCACAGGUCGUUGCACCGUCGUGGCGCCAGACCCGAAUUUGGGGACGAUGAAUGCAGCACCGACAGCGGAUGCAGCAGCGGUGGUAGCACAGGAAGUGCCGAUGGACUGUCACGUCGUGGAAGUGGUGAACGGCUGUGUUCUGGUGGAAGGUCACCAAGAGGUCAUUGUUACCUAGACCGUCCAAGAGGCCGCCCAACGACCACCAGGUCUCAGGAGAGACUAUCCAGGACUCCCAGGAGCGACGAACGGGUCAGGGCUAAGUCAUCAAGAUCCUGGAGUCCCGAAGACGCCAGGGCUCUUCCUCGCGAGUCACCAUCUCAUUCGCCAAGUGCAUCCGACGCUCAUAGCACCGAUUCUGACUCCCUGAAGAGACCAUCCACCACAGAGUCCUUGCGCAGGGCCUUCAGGAACCUCAAGUUCUCGAGCAGAUGGGAGAACAAGGAGGCCAAACACGCCAAGAAGAGUCCCAAGAGGAUCCUACGUACUCCUGUUUCUUACACUUACGUCAGAGGACUCUCGGGACUUCCUACACAGAGGGUGCCCAGGAACGCAGCCCAGCAGCUCAUGAUACCCAACUCUUGUCAAGACACCAUUGGACUCUAUCGAUAAGGCCUGACAUGCAGAGCUUAUUAUGUGGACUUUAGGUAGAUUAAUCUCUUAGCUAUAUGUAUAUAUAGGUAGGACAACCUAAUUUUAAUCCUGGACGAACUUUUAUUAUCGAUAGCUAUUGGGAUACUUGAUCAAUACUUUUUUUCUUUGUUUCCAAUUAUUUUUUUCAGUAGUCGAAAAAGUUGAACUUGACUUUUUUACUUCGAAAUAGAGCACGAGUCUUAGGAAGCAAUUUUGAAUAACUAAUGACCAAAAUGAAAAAAAAAGGAACAGACAAAAAUGAAAAGAACGGAUGGGAUCAUAAAUAUACAAAAAAUAAGGAUUAUUAAAAUUUGUUAAUUCCAUUAAUUGUGGAAGUAAACGAAAAUUACGUGAACCAUUGCCACGAUAGCUCAUGACCACCCAUCUAAUAUAUUAAAUAGUUAACGAAGGGUGGCGAAGUGGUCGUUUAUCAAUUGUCUACAUUUUUUCUUCACUUUGAGUCGAAAAAAAGAAGCUGAAAAGUAAAAAAGAAAUAUCGUGCUCGAUGCUGCGCUUAUAGUGUUUUCGUGAACGCUAAGCGCUAUAUCUAUAUCGAAUUUUUCCAAAAAAGUUACAGGGACUUUACAGCGUUCUAGCGCGUUCACUGAUAAAUAUACAAAAAAAGGUUUAAAAAUUUUCUAAAAAAAAAAAGGAAAAAAAAAUAUUGUUCGCCACCGGUAAUGAUUGAAUCAAUCAAUCAAUUAAUUAACUAAAAAUCUCACACAAAUUUAACCCAAAAAACUUAUCUUUCGCACUACAAAGACAAACCAGCACCAUAAAUACUCUACAUUAAUAAUUCCAAAAAUCCAAAAUUGACAGUUGCAUGCCAUAUUGGCUUUUCUCGUCAAUCAAUUACACAAGAGAGCGGCAAUUUAUUAUCCGCUCGAUAUGACUAAUUAAUCAGAAUUCCCUGCGUCAAAAUCAAUAGGAAUAAAACUUAGGCCGUCUGACGCAAUAGAGUCACAUAUAUAUAUAAACACGCAAAGAAAUCAGAAAAAAUCUUUAAAAAAUCUUAAACUUGACCUAGCUAAUCUUAUUCGAGAUAACCAUAAGUGUCCAGGUACCCCAAUGGCAAUUAGUAAUUCCAACAAAAUUCUCACACCCCGUCGUUAAUCGUAAACAUAAUCACUUUACAUAUUAAUUAUACUUGGAUCUCCCCUGCAAACUAUUUUCAUAUCAAUCUCGGCCUGACGUACAGCCACCGCAUGUACCAAUUAUGAAAGGUGCUGUACAAAGUAGAACAAAAUGAACUGCAAAGAAGAAGCCUUUAAUGAUAAACAGAAAGAGCGAGAGAGAGACAGAUAGAAAGAAUAAGAAUACGAAAAAUAUAUAUAUAAAGAGCAAGUGGGAGAAUACCAUUAGUAGAGGAGUCAAUUACGUAAUUACAUAUGCAUAAGUAAUUAAUCGAUUACUAGACUAUAAGACUUAGCGUUAUUUAAUCGGCAUAAAUGAAGGAACGUAUACACAUAUGUAUUAUUAUUAUAUAUAUAUGUAUGUAUACGCGCACGUUAAUUAAUAUCGUGAAAUCGCGAUCGUUUCACCGUCAAAUUGUAAAUCCCAUGAUAAUUCCCAAAUGAAUUUUCAAAAGGGAAAAAAAUAAUUUUUUUUGUCAAAGUUUGAUUUACAAUUUCGAGGUGGAAGGGUCACGUGUAUUCAAAUAUGAAUUUUAAUCACAGACUGUCUCUGUGCGAUCCACCUAGUGCCUUGUAGCUAUUCCCCAAUGCGAUUGCAAUGAUUAACGAGAUGAAACUCAGCAUCUCAAAAGAUCCAUGCAUCGGUGUAUGUGUGUAUGUACGUGUGUUUUUUGGAAGACGAUGUGCGCAUGCGCCGUACAAGAAAGUUACUCAGGUCUUGAGUGUUUUGUAUAUUAUCUAUGUAGAACAUGUUCUACGUUUGAAAUAAACGUUUUUCAUGCAACUAUAAAAAUU
Cephus cinctus (wheat stem sawfly) is the source of this 2883-nucleotide messenger RNA. RefSeq lists its product as uncharacterized. The transcript has a single exon. The record is from RefSeq and is a predicted model, not a curated record. NCBI's taxonomy places the organism in Eukaryota, Metazoa, Arthropoda, Insecta, Hymenoptera, Cephidae. The coding region runs from base 290 to 934 and encodes 214 amino acids.